AUGGGUUCCAGUAGUGGUACUCAUGAAAGUGGUGGGGAACAGACAUCCAAAAAGACGGUUGGUUUUGGGUCUGGUGCGGGUGGGAGCAGUCAUCAAGUAUUCAGUGUGAUGGUAGGUGGUGGUGGUGGUGGUGGACAGCGAGAAUCAUCCACUCGAACAGUCACAGUGAAUUCUGGUGGUGGAUCUCACCAGUCUAGAGGAGCAGGCUUCAGUGGUCGUAAUGAUGGUCGUCUGGGAGGAAUGUGA
This is a messenger RNA of Trichobilharzia szidati, 246 nucleotides long. NCBI's taxonomy places the organism in Eukaryota, Metazoa, Platyhelminthes, Trematoda, Strigeidida, Schistosomatidae. The record is from the annotation of a GenBank genome assembly.